This is a messenger RNA of Erythranthe guttata (spotted monkey flower), 654 nucleotides long. RefSeq lists its product as uncharacterized. NCBI's taxonomy places the organism in Eukaryota, Viridiplantae, Streptophyta, Magnoliopsida, Lamiales, Phrymaceae. The record is from RefSeq and is a predicted model, not a curated record.
UUUGCCUCGGCAUUUCCCGGAGAGGUGAACGUUAAUCCGCUCAAUUAAGUAAACGGAGAAAUGAAGAGAGGGCUAAAGUGGAGCGACGACGAUACGACGUCGUCCGACGAUUCGGAUAAAUCUACAAAGGCGGUGGAUGCUGCGAAGAAGAAGAAGAAAGGUAUAGACUUUGAAGCGUUGAGUAGACAUGGAUAUAAAGGAGGGCUGUCUGUGUUGAAAGUGCCCCCACCAAAGGAACCUGAACAAGAGCAGAAUUGGUCUUGGUCUAAGGGGAAUGGAGCACAAAAAUCGAAAGAGGUGGAAGAGGAAUCGUUUGAGGAUCGACAGAAAACGAGGGCUGCCAUAGCUGAUGCGGAGCAGCUUCAGAACGUUCAGACUAUGAAGGAGAAGAAGAAUCUCUCCUUUCAGCAGAAGGAGAAGAGGAAACGAGACCUCGGCCAAGCGAGUAGAGGGAAGAACUAUGUUGAAGAAGAGAAGAGGUUGCUUAGAGACAGAGGCGUCUACUCUGGUUUCGAUUCUUGAUCAUCGACGUGUUCGUGUUUAGUGUUUGCAUGAAAAAGAAUUCUGUGUGUUUCUUUUUUAAUUUAUGGAUCUGGAGUUGGAAAUUGCAGAAUUUAUCCGUAUUUAUAUGUCAGUAAUUUAAAAUCUUUAAUC